AAAAUUUGUAAUUUUAUUGAAUAUUCCUUGUAACGUUAUUUAUUAAAUUAUGGGAUUUUUUUGCACCUUUUAUUUAUAUAUGUACAUAUGGUCUCAUAAAAGAUUUGAUUCUCUUAUACUUUAGCAUUUCAAAGGCUGAUUCCGACUGAUGCCAUAGCAACAAAUUGUUUGGUUGUUAAAAAUAAUGUAUUUUUGAAUACUAUUAUUAUCUUCUUAUUCUAUGAUUAAUCUAAAAAAUAUCAAAAGCUCCUAUUAAAGUUUAAAUUUAAUCAAAAACUUUUAAAAUUUGAAAUUGCAUAAGACCUGUAAAAGAAACCUUAAAUUAAAAUGGCUUACACUACGCGUUCAACAUAUAAGUUAUCUCAUAAUCACAAUUUCUUUUCUUCUAAGACUUUCGAGGAUAGAGGUUACCGUUCGAAAUCAGCUAAUCCGCCAUCAUCUUUGAUACCAUUGUAUUCAACUCCAAUUUCAGUGGUUAGGCAACGACAAGUUCUACCAUUUUCGAUACAAUCCCAACAAAAACAUACAGUAGUAGUUAAAGGACCGUUAUAUGAAUCUUCCGAAACGACGAAUAAGCGAGGAAAAUCAAAAACUAUUAAGUUUUCAGUUCAUAAUGACGGUUCCAGCUCUCACCGCAGUAAAAGUUUUCACCGUAGUAACUCCUUUCGCAUGUAUUUUGAUCGUGGGGACCUGCCAAUAAAGAUGGAAUAUUUGUGUGGUGGUGACAAAAUCGGUUGGACCGUGGAUAUAGACAAAUUGGAUUAUAGUUUAUAUCUUCCUUUGUUUUUUGACGGUCUUUGCGAAACCGAACAUCCUUACAAAACCUAUGCCAGACAAGGUGUUUCAGAUCUCUUAAUAGCUGGAGGCGAAAAAGUACCUGCCGUCAUACCCCAAUUGAUAUUGCCAUUAAAAAAUGCCUUAAGUACUAAAAAUUUAGAAGUGAUGUGUACAACACUAAAAAUUAUACAGCAAUUAGUACUGUCUUCUGAUUUGGUUGGGCCUGCAUUAGUACCAUUUUAUCGACAAUUAUUACCAAUGUUUAAUGCUUAUAAAGUCAAGAAUCUUAAUUGUGGAGAUGAAAUUGACUAUACUCAAAAGAAAAAUAUGAAUCUAGGAGACUUAAUUGAUGAAACACUUCAAAUUUUGGAAAUACAUGGAGGAGAAGAUGCUUUUAUUAAUAUCAAGUACAUGGUUCCUACAUACGAAUCAUGCUAUUUAAACUAAUUGGAAAAUUAAAAGUGUUCAUUUUUAUUUUUUCAAAAUUUAAAUCAAUUUGUAUAAAUUUAAUAAGUUGUUACAAAAAUAUUUGUAUAGAUGAAAAUUUAAUUUCUUACAUGGUAUUUAUCU
This is a messenger RNA of Lucilia cuprina (Australian sheep blowfly), 1347 nucleotides long. RefSeq names its product parkin coregulated gene protein homolog. Bases 328 to 1224 code for a protein of 298 amino acids. Gene Ontology annotation, molecular function: Hsp70 protein binding; Hsp90 protein binding. NCBI's taxonomy places the organism in Eukaryota, Metazoa, Arthropoda, Insecta, Diptera, Calliphoridae. The transcript is spliced from 5 exons. The record is from RefSeq and is a predicted model, not a curated record.